GAAUCGUCCUCCCUCACCUUAAACAGCACCGACCGCCACCGCGUCACAUAUUGUUUCAGUUCUCCUUACAUUCUAAAACUGAUGUGUUACAUCACAGAAGGCAGCAGCUGAAGAGCAGGGGUAGUGAGUGUUCUCACUUUAUUUCUGACAAUACUUCCUGUUUUUAACAUUUGCUACUCAGAUGCUCUGUACAAAUAGGGACAGCACAAUACCGUGGCUGCUUACCAGUCAGAGACAUUUGUAGCUAACUUGUAAACCUUGUAUUAGUGGACAGACUGAAGAAAACAUCAUCUAUUGUAAAACAGAGUGGUUGUCAUGUUGGGAGAAGCCUUCAUCAGAGUCUUCAGGUACAGGAAAGAGGAUUGUGAUUGUGAUUUCACAAAGGCUCAGGAACGUCCACCACACCCUGCUCCCAAUAUCAUUCUGAACCAAGGUUCAAUGUUAGGAAACAUGGAAGGCCUGGUGCAGUCUGGUCCUAGAGCGACAACCAGGCCCAGUGAUGCCCUCACCAUCCCCAAUAGCCACAGUGACAACUAUGGUGACCUGGAGCUCUAUCGCUCCUGGUGCUGCACCACCUUCUGCAAAGACUACCCUGACCUGCAGCUCAGAGGAGACCAUGUGGGAAACAGGAGUUCAAUGAGCCUGCGGCUGGAGAGUGAGGUGUUCCAAGGGCCACUUCUUCAAUCUCAAGACCUGGGAGAGCUGGAGUCCUUGGAACCCACAGGGCCUGUGGAGCCUGGGGUACGGGUGGAGUCCCAAACCCUGCAGGAUGAGGGUAACCUGGUCAUAGACAGCAGCAUCAUCACCCUGAACAGAGAACCUCUGUCCAACUCUAUGCUGAACGGCUACCUGGAGAGUAAGCUGCUGGAGGUGUACAGACAGCAUAUGCAGGACAGCCUGGCCCGGGGCAGCUCUCCCCUGGUCCAGACCCCUCCCCAGGGCCUGGUACCAGAACCAGUGAAGCAGCUCAGCCAGUAUCUCUGUCAGGACCACGGCCUAGACUCCAGUACGGCCCAGAGCAUCGUCAUCCACUACCUCAGCACCUGCACCGUGGCCAGCUCCAACUUCAGCUCUCCCGACCUGCGCAUCUCCAACCUACGCAUCCCUAACCCUGAGCCCAGGAAGAAGCCCACCUGACUGAAACCAGCAGUAUUUCUACUUUGUCUGCCAACUCUAACGUACUUGACAAUGCUAAAGCAUUCCACUGAAUCUAUACUUGGUGGUCAGUUGUAUUGCAUUCAAGAGGAAAAUUAAAUUGAUGGUUGGGAAGGAGAUCCCCUCAUUUUGUUGAAUUGUUGAAAGAAAUAGCUUUAGAAAAUGCCACAAUGUCCAAAAUAUUUACUACAUAAAUGCAACCAGUUGCUAUAAUGUCAUGCUUGGGUGCCUGAGACAAUGUCAAGCUUUCGAGUUUAAAGACAAAGAGUAGAAAAACAGGGAACUGUGAGCAUAUCUUGUAAAGAAUCUUGUUUCUGCGAAAUUAUUCCUCACAGAUACUGCUGAUUUGAAAUUAUAUUGUUUUAAACACAGACUUACAAAACGCCAAAUAAAAAAGCUAUUUUCCUAUCUUGGUUGUCAAAGCAGGAAAAUAUUGCCACCUGCUGUCAUACAUAAGCAUUGCAUGUUUACUGCAAGUGUCACAUUGCAUUUUGACAAGAAAGCAUAUUACACAACAUCUGUGCCAGAUAAACAUAUUAUGCUGUGCCACAUUUCUAAUGCGUUUUAAUCUUGAAUGCGACUGACUGAAUAAAUAAUAAAUAUUAAUAUGCUAAAGAA
This is a messenger RNA of Salmo salar (Atlantic salmon), 1773 nucleotides long. Its product is annotated as TLR adapter interacting with SLC15A4 on the lysosome. NCBI's taxonomy places the organism in Eukaryota, Metazoa, Chordata, Actinopteri, Salmoniformes, Salmonidae. Gene Ontology annotation, biological process: regulation of toll-like receptor signaling pathway. The record is from RefSeq and is a predicted model, not a curated record.